UCUGCUGCUCUUGACCUUUUAGGUGGUAAAGGUUGUAGUUUUGGAAGGUGUUGAUAAACUUGUUGAAUUAUUCUAGUGUAUCUUGUGGAUGGUACACACUUUGCCAGUGCUGAGAGUGGUGAAUUUUGACUGUGUCAGAUGAGGUGCCAAAUAUACACUGUUUUGUCCUGAUGGAUAGUUGCUUGAAUGUUGUUGGGGCUGCACUAAUCAAGGCAAGUGCACAGUAUUCCAUCACAUGCCACAUUACAGAUAGACAGGCGCUGGGGAAUCAAGAGGAGGUGAGGACCUUGCUGAAAAAUUCCCAGCCUUUGAACCUUCUAUCAUCAUCACAGAAUUUAUACAGAUAUUCCAAUUCAGUUUCUGCUGAACGGUAAUGCCCUUCCCUCUCCACCUCCCUCACCCUGUACACGCACACAAGGAUAUGGAUAGUAGGGGAUUCAGCAAUGGUAUUGCCAUUGAAUGUCAAGGGUCAAUGGUUAGAUUCUCUCAGCAGAGUUACAGUUUGGCAUUUGUGUGGCAUGAAUGUUACUUGAUUCCUAGUUUUCAGAGCCAUCCCUUUUUUCACCGAAUCACAGAGUAAUUGAAUGAUUACAAUUCAGGAGGAGGACUUUCAGCCUUUUGUGCACAUGCUGGCUCUCUACAAGAGCCAAUCAGAUCAUUCCAAUACCCUGCACGAUCCUUAAUAAGAUCAGAAUAUAGCACCACUCCCUGAUCGCCUACGGAAAAGUUGAUGUUUAACUUCUUGAACCACUGCAUCUUUGUGAUGAAGCUACUCCCACACUGCUGUUGGGAUAAUGAAAGUGGAGGAAGUGCAGUCAGGAAACUCAAACCAAACAUCACACCAGGAUCUGACAGUUACUCAAAUUAUCACAAUCUGAAUAUCAUUGGAUUUUGCACAUGGAAGCGAAGAACACCAACCACAGUGGGGGGAAACUAAACAUGUAUUCUGUGUUCAGCCAGUCAACCGGAAUGUCAAGGCACAAAUGUUUUGGGAAGCCAUAGAAAUGUGGGAACUGAGAGAAGGAAUUCAGUUACUCAUCUGAGCAGGAAUCUCACAGGCGCAGUCACUCUGGAGAGAAGUUAUUCACCAGCUCCAAGCGUGGGAAGCAAUACAUGCAGUUGUCCUCUCUGCUGGGUCACCAAUGAAUUUACAGUGAAGAUAGAUCGUUCAAAUGACCAGAUUGUGGGAGCUCCCAUAAAAGUUUUGGGGAACUGAUGUCUCAUCAAUCUGUUCACACUGACGAGAGACCAUUCAGGUCCUCUCAUUGCAGGCAAUCGUCUGAACUCAUUGUUCACAAGCGAACUCAAACUGGGGAGAGACCAUUUACCUGCUCAGAGUGUGGGAAGGGAUUCACUCAGUCGUCCACCCUGCUGAGACACCAGCAACUUCACACUGGGGAGAGACCAUUCACCUGCUCCGAGUGUGGAAAGGGAUACACUCAGCCAUCGGAACUUACUCUACACCAGCGAAUUCACACUGGUGAGAGACCAUUCACAUGCUCUGUGUGUGGGAAGGGAUUCACUCAGUCAUCAACCCUGUUGAGACACCAGCGAGUUCACACCGGGGAAAGACCGUUUACCUGCUCGGAGUGUGGGAGGGGAUUCACUCAGUCAUCUGACCUACUAAUACACCAGCGAGUUCACACUAAGGAGAAACCAUUCACCUGUUCAGAGUGUGGGAAGGGAUUCACUCAUUCAUCCACCCUGCUGAUACACCAGCGAGUUCACACUGGGGAGAAACCAUUCACCUGCUCUGAUUGUGGGAAGGCAUUCACUCGGUCAUCCUACCUGUUGACACACCAGCGCAUUCACACCGGGGAAAGACCAUUCACUUGCUCCAAGUGUGAGAAGAGAUUCACUCGGUUAUCCAACUUGCUGACACACCAGCGAGUUCACACUGGGGAGCGACCGUACAUCUGCCCAGAGUGUGGAAAGGGAUUCACUGAUGCAUCCAACUUACUGAGUCACCAGCGAGUUCAUACUGGCGACAGACCUUUCAAAUGCACAGACUGUGGGAAGUGCUUUCAGUGUUCUAGGGACUUGACACGCCAUCAACGUGUUCACACUGAUGAGAAGCCAUUCAGAUGUUCUCACUGUGGAGCUGGGUUCAGGCGAUCAUCUAACCUCACUGUACACCAGCGAAUUCACACUGGGGAGAGGCCGUUCACCUGCUCCCAGUGUGCAAAGGCAUUCACUCACUCAACUGCCCUGCUGAGACACCAGCGAGUUCAUGAAUAACUGCAGUGUUUAGAAUUUGCGGUUAAUCAUGUCCAAGCUAAACUGUGUUCAUUGGAGUCCAUUUCUGUUCAUGUUAAUAAAUUCCAGUCGUUAUAAGGAUUAAUACGCUGGAUAAAAGUCAAACACAUUUGGCUUGGUGUUAGACCCACAGUGUGUCGAAUCUUUGUAAUAUCUCUUUAGUUGCUCUUGAAGGGCACUUCUCCCUAUGUUCUCCAUCUUCACCUCCACCAAUAAUUGUGAGGAGCUCAUGGACUCUGUCAGAAAGAUUGAGCCCAUCCGAUAGCGAUCUCUGCUGCUAUCCUUCCUCUGACCCAAAGGGCCAAAAUUGCCUGUAAACUCAAAGCUUUCUCCAACCAACCUUCAGCCACACUAGCCAGUCCACACUGGAUGGAGAUGGUUUGGAUUCUCUGAUGGUGCAGCUGUGCACCCAUUUGUCUGCUCUAGAAGUCAGUGAUUGUCCAACCGACAUCAGCACCAAGUUCACGCUAGGGAGAGAUUUGCCUUUUUUAAAAUUUGAUUUAUUGUUGUCACGUACCUAAGUAUUGUGAAAAAUUUUGUUUUGUGAGCAGUACGUACCAGAUCAUGUUGCAUAAGGACAUACAGAUCAUAGGGUGUUUAGCCUGCAUCGUGUGGGGGACAGAAUUCAUUUAUGUGACUAUCCUGCUGGCACAUCAGUUAGUUCACACAGAUGAAAGACCUUUUAAAAUCAGGAUUUCAGGAUGGGUUAAAAACUCUCCAUAGAGCCGAUUUGAUAUUAAUGCAUUCACACUGACAAGAGACUGUUCAGCUACUCCCACUAAAGGACUGAGCUCAGGGGAUUGUGUGAUAUCAGUAUCCACCAACAUUUUCACAUUGGGGAGAGAACAUUCACCUGUUCUAUGUACCCAGUCGUCCCACCUCCAAACACUUGACCACACUUUUUUUUUUUGAAAAAGGUUUUCAAUGUUCUGUAAGCAAACGUUUAAAAGUAAAAUGGACUAGCUGACAUAGUAACAUAUCCACACAGGCUGUUCAUAUGCUCCAUGCGCAGGAAGAGGUUUACUCAGUCAUCUUAGCUCCUGGCACAACACUAUGUGACUACAGGGGUUGUAUUCUGCUGUUACUGGUGCUGUUCAUCACAUCAUGUUUAUUUUUACAGUUUGAAUUGGCUUCUGUUGAUGUUAAUAAUUCCAGUAACUGGGCUGGAGUUCAGCAUCUGGAUAAAUGUCAAAUCAAUAAUCUUUGGUGUAAACACAGUAUUUUUGGAAUUUAGUCUUCUGCAGCUAUUGUUUCAGGCUAUUCUGGUGGUAGGAUUGUAAAGCAGGAACAGAAUUUAAGCCUGGACACUGUCUUAGACCGCCAUGUUGAGAGUGACAAAUGCCAUUUUAGUCUUUCUCAUCUGUCUUUGCUGACAGAAAGGUCCCGCUCUGAGUUAAUCCUGAGGUAUAUAAGAAAAAUGUUCCAGCUGCUCUGGUUCAGAUUCUAGACACAGAAAGAAGCUCCUUUACAGUUGUAAAGUCCAGAAGAACAAGGUGAAUGCUAGAAACAGGCUGUCAAAUCAGUGAUCCGAUGAUGGCAAGACAGUGAUCUGUUCCUAACUGAAAGUUAAACAGCAAAUGUUUCCAAUCUGAAAAUAACUGUGGUGCUAUAGUGUGCAGAGAUUAUGUAAUAAAAUUUUGCAAAAUAAAA
Messenger RNA from Rhincodon typus (whale shark), 3906 nucleotides. RefSeq names its product zinc finger protein 239-like. Lineage: Eukaryota; Metazoa; Chordata; Chondrichthyes; Orectolobiformes; Rhincodontidae. The record is from RefSeq and is a predicted model, not a curated record. The transcript has 2 exons. Bases 1216 to 2238 code for a protein of 340 amino acids.